Messenger RNA from Habropoda laboriosa, 1645 nucleotides. RefSeq names its product peroxisomal N(1)-acetyl-spermine/spermidine oxidase. NCBI's taxonomy places the organism in Eukaryota, Metazoa, Arthropoda, Insecta, Hymenoptera, Apidae. The record is from RefSeq and is a predicted model, not a curated record. The coding region runs from base 82 to 1641 and encodes 519 amino acids. Gene Ontology annotation, molecular function: polyamine oxidase activity. The transcript has 4 exons.
CGUCAAAGAACUUUGAGCAGAUUCCAACGAAGGAUUUUCGAGUGGCAAUGUUGGAUUGUACGAUAGUUUUGCUGAUAUGAUAUGAUCAUGGCGGAAUCUACGAAGCAGACGGAGGAUGAUAAAGUUAAGUGUAAAAUUUUAAUCAUUGGGGCUGGUAUGGCCGGAUUAUCAGCUGCGAAUCAUUUAUUGAAAAAUCACGAGACUGAUUUUCUGAUUGUCGAGGGACGAGGUCGAAUAGGUGGUCGUAUUGUCGCUACCAAAAUCGGCACUGAAAAGGUAGAAUUAGGAGCAAAUUGGAUUCAUGGAGUCCUAGGAAACCCAAUGUUUGAAUUAGCUAUGGCAAAUGGAUUGAUAGAUAUUGUGCGUGUACCAAGGCCUCACAAAGUUGUAGCUGCUAUGGAAGAUGGAAAACAAUUGCCCUUUCCAGUCUUACAAGAAAUUUAUGAAGCUUAUGUGUGUUUUCUGAGAAGAUGUGAAGAAUAUUUCUUAAGUUCUUAUAGCCCCCCAGAUGGAAUAAACAGUGUUGGAGCACAUGUGGCAUUAGAAGCUGAGAUUUACCUGUCUACUUUACCAGCUGAAGAAAGAAAAAUUAGGCAAUUAUUAUUUGAUUGUUUACUGAAAAGAGAAACCUGUAUUACUGGCUGUGAUAGCAUGGAAGAUGUUGAUCUCUUGGAAAUGGGUUCAUAUGCAGAACUUCAAGGUGGAAAUAUUAGUCUUCCAGAUGGAUACAGUGCUAUAUUGGAACCAGUUUCAAAACACAUACCAAAAAACAGUAUUCUAACUAGACACACUGUUACUAAAAUUAGGUGGCAAAGAAAAAGAAACAAUGAAAAUGAAAAUCUUAAUAAUUGUUCUAAUACAAAUCCAUCUAUAGAAAUACAAUGUGAAAAUGGAAAAACAAUAUUUGCUGAACAUGUGAUUUGUACAUUGCCAUUAGGAGUACUUAAGGAGAAAGCUAAUGAUAUAUUUGAACCUCCUCUACCGAAUUACAAACUUGAAGCCAUAGAUAGACUUCUGUUUGGUACUGUAGAUAAGAUAUUUUUAGAAUAUGAUAGACCAUUUUUAAAUCCUGGUGUGUCAGAAGUGAUGCUUCUAUGGGAUGACAGAGGACUAUCUGAAGAAGAGAAGGAAGACAUCAGUAAAACAUGGUUCAGAAAGAUAUAUUCUUUUACAAAAAUUUCAGAAACUCUAUUAUUGGGGUGGAUAUCGGGAAAAGCUGCAGAAUACAUGGAGAAACUGAGCGGAGCAGAAGUAACGGAUGUAUGCACAUCGAUAUUGAGAAAAUUUCUCAAUGAUCCAUUUGUACCAGCACCAAAAAAUUGUCUACGUACUUCGUGGCAUUCACAGCCCUAUACACGUGGUUCCUACACCGCUAUGGCUGUCGGUGCAAGUCAAUUAGAUAUUAAUAGUUUAGCCGAGCCUAUAAUGCAAGGGGAUGAUCCUUCAAAAAUCGUAAUAGCAUUUGCAGGUGAACAUACACAUUCUUCCUUUUAUAGUACAGUACACGGAGCGUAUUUAACCGGUCGAACUGCUGCCCAAGCACUGUUGGAAACGAAAAAGAACGAGAAAAACGCAUUUAGUCUCAGUUGCGAAGACACAAGCGACCUUAGUUCGUGGAUACAAGGAAUUUCUCUAAAUUAAAUAU